UGACCAUUUUGUUGGACAGAGCAAAGGAUAAAUUAGAGAUAGAAUGCACUGUAAAUUGAAGUAUUUGAACAAUGCAUCUGAUAGAUUAACACUUUAAAAAAUGUUAUAGAUUAAAAAUAUUAUAGAUUAACCGGUUCUCGCCAUUAAUAUAGCCAUAGAUGCUGGAAAGGUGUUAAGAAUAAAUAAAUAAAUAAAUAAAGCAAGAUGCUGAGCUGAAGAGCAGAGAAACGGGGCGUGUAUGUGUGUUAGAAAUGAGCAUGAGGCACGUGGGGUUGAGACAGUAUCGUGAGAGGGUUUGCUCGUGUGUAUCUGGGGGGUUUGUGUUCACAUCAGCCUGCCGGUAAGAAGAUACUCUCAGACACCAAGCGUAAGACCGUGUGUGUGUGAAGGCAGAUGAUAAACACGCCAGUGGAUGAAGGAACAGCAGCUAGUAGUGAGUGAAAGAAAGGAGGGAGGAGAGGAGAAAUGUGAGUCUCAUGUGUGGCUUUGCUGUCUGGGGCGGAUCUCUGUUAAAGCACUGAAGCGUUCGGCUACAUUCCCACACUGCAGUGCUGUCAUAGCUGGAUAAACUACCAUCUGCUGCUUCUUAUGGACUGAAGCUCUGAGUGACCGAGGACAUUUGUUCAAUGGAGACUAGUUGCAUGUGUGGAUUGACAUCUGAAGGAAGAGAGGACCACGUUGUGUUAAUUGGAAAUGGGAGAAUGGAGUGACACUGGAAUAUCUCAGGAAAAAUCCAAUUCUGUCUAUGCAACACACAUACAGUUAUUCAGGCAUUCAUUUUAACCCUGCAGUAGGGAAUCUGUUUAUUUGUAAGAGCUUGGAAAUUUUGGAAUUCUGUAUGAUGUGUCCGGAUUUAGGUAUUGAACUACUAAUAGGAAAGCAAUAGCUCAAAGUGUCCGAGUUGGAAUCUAUAAUUCUUCUAGAGCGAAUGGAUGCACCUACUUUGCUUUUCUUUCGCUGGACCAUCAUUUCAUUCCAUUUAAAGAAGGUUUUUCCACAAUUUUCCUUAAGGGAAAAAUCUCCAAGGGACUCUACCUCAAGUUACAUACAUGAAUAGAUGAAUAUGUUAAUUUCCAGUCAGGCGCUUUAGCAUAGUCAUACGGUUUUGUCAGUUUUAGUCUGUUCCCAAACUAGCGUGUGGCAGAAUGGAAUCGUGACAUUCCCAUGAUGCUGUGUGGCUUGAGGAGAGAGGGUCGCAACAACAGUGAUGAUGGCCCGUACACAAAGGCAAAUAAAGACGCUACUGCGAGUGAUGGCGUCAGUAAGAGAAGCAGUCUUGCAGACGAGCAAAGAGGUGUGACGACUGUGGAACUGAUUAAAAAAGAGGGCAGUAGUCUCGGCCUCACCAUCUCUGGAGGAUGUGACAAGGACGGCAAGCCAAGAGUGUCAAACCUGAGACCUGGAGGUCUUGCAGCCCGGAGUGACCAGCUCAAUGUUGGUGACUACAUCAAAUCAGUCAACGGGAUAAACCUGUCCAAACUGAGACAUGAUGAGAUCAUCAGCAUGCUGAAAAACAUCGGUGAGCGUGUGGUGCUGGAGGUGGAGUACGAGCUUCCUCCAUUCGCUCCCAGCAAUCCAUGCAGUGUCAUCUCAAAAACUAUCGAAGUGCGCGUGGAGAAAGAGGGCAACAGCUUUGGUUUCGUUCUGAGAGGAGGUUUUCAUGAGGACUGGCAUAAGGCCCGACCUCUAGUGGUGACCUACGUCAGGCCUGGAGGACCAGCGGACAGGGAGGGAACCUUGCGACCAGGCGACCGUGUGUUGAGUGUGAACGGAGUUGCUCUGAACCGACAGAAACAUGCUGACGCUUUGACCCUGAUCAUGCAGAGCAGCCACGAGGCUUUCUUCCUCAUCGAGUACGACAUCGCCGUCAUGGAUUCAGUACAGAAGUCUUCAGGGCCAUUGCAGGUGGAGAUCUCUCGCUCCACAGGUUCAGUACUGGGACUCAGUCUCACUAUUUCCACCUACAGGAACAAACAGGUCAUCACAAUCCAGAAAAUCAAACCUGCUAGUAUUGCAGACAGGUGUGGUGCUUUGCAUGUCGGUGAUAUUCUGCUGGCUAUAGAUGGCAUGAGUACAGAGCACUGCUCACUGAUGGAGGCACAACAACUCCUGUCAAGCUCUUCUGACCUCACCAAACUAGAAAUUUUGCCCUCUCAACACACCAUACCUGUGCACGAUACAGUACGUGUUCAGAAGAGCAGUAACCGUCCGUGGGAUUCUGGUGAGAACUAUGUCAGCAUUCCUCCACCCUUCCAAAAAUCCCCUUCAGCAUGGAGUCACACCACCCCGACGCCAUCACACUGCCGAUCGGUGACAUCUGGAAUCUCCACAAAUACAUCCGGCUUUCACAGUUACAACAGCGGGACCCCGUCAACAUACCCCAACACAUUUCAAAGCAGUACCCUGCCCUCAUACCCCUCCAGCCCUCGCUCUACAGUCACAAAGAGGAGAAACAAGAGAAAAGAUCACAAGAGCUCAUUGUCUCUGGCAUCGAGUACAGUGGGUGCUGGUGGUCAGGUUGUGCAUAUAGAGACCAAUGAGGUGAUUCUGAGAGGAGAUCCUCUUAUCGGCUUCGGCCUUCAGUUACAGGGAGGUGUGUUUGCUACAGAGCCGCUGUCAGCACCUGCCUGUAUCCGCUUUAUAGAGCCUGACACACCUGCUGAGAGGUCUGGGGUGUUACAAGUCGGAGACAGACUGCUUUCCAUAAACGGAAUUCCCACUGAAGACGGAACACUGGAAGAAGCCAAUCAGCUUCUCAGAGAUGCAGCGCUGGCCAAUAAGGUCACGCUGGAGGUGGAGUUUGAUGUUGCAGAAUCGGUUAUCCCCAGCAGUGGCACAUUUCAGGUGAAGAUGCCCAAGAAAAGAGGAGUGGAACUGGGCAUUACUAUUAGUGCCAGCAAGAAGCCAGGAAAACCUCUGAUCAUCUCUGAGAUACAGAAAGGCAGCAUAGCACACAGAAUAGGAACCUUGGAGCCUGGCGAUCGAUUAUUGGCCAUUGAUAAUGUACGACUGGAAAACUGUGGAUUGGACGAGGCCAUGAUGGUUCUCCAGCAGGCGGAGGGGAUGGUCAAACUACGCAUUCAGAAAGAUGAAGAUAACUUGGAUGAAUUAGAGUCGUCUGGUUCGGUCAUUUUCACCGUGGAGCUAAGGAGGCACGGAGGUCCUCUUGGAAUCACUAUUUCUGGCACUGAAGAACCCUUCAAUCCCAUUCUGAUCUCCAGUUUGACCCGCAACGGACUCGCACACAGGACUGGUGCUCUUCAUGUUGGUGAUCGUGUGUUGGCGAUCAAUAACGUGAGUCUGAAGGGAAAACCGCUGAGCGAGGCCAUCCAUCUACUACAGACCGCUGGAGAAACCGUCACACUUAAGAUCAAAAAACGCUCUGAUCCUUUGUUAGAGUCAGACGGGGGCAGCCCAUCCAGGACGACCUCAUGCGUGAGUGACACAGAGGAUGACCAAUCAGAUUCUCUCAGACGGGGCAAAUACUCUGAACUUCGCCUGACCACACCGCCCAGUUUAGACUCAUGGGAUAGUUCGGCUAUGGACGCUGGUUAUGGGAGUCAAGGUGUUUAUAGCCACAGGACAAAUGAUUACACCCUUCACCCUAAUGAUUGGAGACAGACCAAUCACAGGAGCCCACUGACCUCCGGAAGACACGCCCACCGAACCCCAAUGUAUGAUGGGAGGCUGGCUGAAGAAGAUUGGAUAUAUUCUGGAUCUGUCAGUCCCGCACGCUGUUACAACAACAACACAGAAGCUCAGGAGAACUAUUGGUCGCAAGCUCUUCAGGACCUGGAGACCUGUGGCCAGUCAGAAAUCCUCAGAGAGCUUGAGGCCACUAUGAUGUCAGGUAGCACAUUGAGCUUAGGUGAGCUUAGUGAGAAACAGAAUGAAAUCGAGACCAAAGCUCUAACACCGAGCCCGGAGAGGACCUCAGAGAGCAUCGCUCGACUGGAGGAGAUAAAAGACAUGAGUCCUUCCCAGCCUUUAGAGCUUCAUAAGAUCUGUUUGCUUAAGGAUGCUGACACCAGAGACUUUGGGUUCAGUGUUUCCGACGGUCUGCUGGAGAAGGGCGUUUACGUGAACAUGAUCCGUCCCGAUGGGCCUGCGGACCAAGCUGGGUUACGCCCAUAUGACCGAAUUUUACAGGUAAAUCAUGUACGAACACGUGACUUUGACUGUUGUCUCGCAGUGCCGUUGAUCACUGAAGCCGGAGGACAGCUGCAGUUGGUCAUUAGCAGAAACCCUCUCACUCAGGCACACGAUUGGUCACCUAAAGACUGUCAGGACCCUUCUGAUGCACUUCUUUUACUUCCUGCACAAAAUCCAAGAAGAGUUGACCUCUGAUUCUUUGACAAGAGCACAAUUUUUAUAGUUUUUUUUUCACAGAAAUGGUUCUCUCUCACUCUCACAGCCUCUGUUAUACACAAAGUAUUAACAUUGUUGUUUUGAUUUUUGUCGGUAUGUCAUUUGAAUUAGUUUUUCACAGUUUCACAGGGUCCAAUGUUGUUGUUGUUUUAACAUUAACCACCACAAAAGAUCACGUCACAUCUUUAUAUAGUUUAUUUGAUCACUCACAUAUUGUUUAAUUUUUGUUCACAGUGUCACAAAUAUUAUCACACAGGUGAUUCAUGUGUUAAGCGAGCCACUUUUAUUUCAUUGUAUGUACAUGUUUUGUUUUUUCACCCAGUGUGAUAAUCUUUGAUAAUGCAGAUCUGCAGGUUCUCACAAAGCGACAACAAACAACCCAGUCACAUGACUGUUAUGAUGCAGCUUAAGAGAUGAAAACCUUGACGUUUGACAAUUCAAAGGGAGAACAUACAUUUAUAUUCUCACCACACACAUACACAACAUGUGAGCGACGUGUUUCCAGGUGAAUAUUUCAGGUUUAUGUGCAGUGGUGCGGUGAUAGUCGAUGUCUUUUUGUGUGCCGUAAGUGAUUUCGCACCUGGUAAGACUAAGGAAUAAAUUCAGUUUUUAAGUUAUAUAAAGUCCUUGAAAGGAAUUUGUUUUUAAUGUAACUUUUAAGAGCAGAUUGCUGUCUGCGUUUUAUCCACAAUCCUUUAUUGAGUGUGUAAAGCCAUUUUUCCUGUUCGUAGGAUGUUAAUUAUGUAGAAUAUCACAAAUGUGUUUUUAUUCAUUUUGAUUUAGAAAUGAUCAUAUCCUUUUUAAAGAAAAUAAAGGAGAAUAUCUACAAAAGCAGCGUUUACAAAAGAUGGAUGUUGCAAUCGUUCCCCAUCCUUUCACUGCACGUGUCUGACAGAAUGCAGUUGAUUCCCUUGACAGCUUUGGCACGAUGUGUGUCCCACACCUCGAAAGUUGUUUGACAUGACUGCCUAUUUUAGUCCGAGGUUGGAAUCUGUUUCGAGGAAAUGUGAUGCCUAGAAGUCCUGUGGGUUUGAUAUUAAAUGUGGUAGUACUGAUUUGAAUGUGAAGGACAAUUGCUUCAUUCUGAAGUCAAAUAAAGCCAUCAGCAGACUAAAUAUGACCUUUUAUCUUGAAACAUAGAAAAUUCAUAAAAAUAUAUUGUUUACCGUUACAUACUAUAUAGAGAAAAAUUUGCUUAAUGGUUUUGACCCAACAAACACUUUUAAGAAAAAAGGUGCUAAAAACGUUUUUCACAGCGAUGCCAUAUGAGCCAUCCAGUCAAAGCAUCUUUAAAGGUCUCGUUUUUCCUGACCCAUUUUUUAAACUUUAAUUAGUGUGUAAUGCUACUAGAGCAUAAAUUAUACCUGCAAAAUGAUAAAGCUGAAAGUUCAGUGCCAGGCGAUAUAUUUUCUUUAACAGAAUUCCUCUUUCAAAGCCUACAGCGAAUGCCCGGUUUGGACUACAGCCCUCUAUGCAGCAAAUGGCUCUGCUAAGCUAAGCUGCUGUCGAAUCACAACACACUAAACAAGCUAAACAAUCAGAACUCGUUACGUAUUUUUGAAGGAGGGAUUAUAUAAAACAAGAAAGACAUCAGCCCGUUUUAGGACAGUGAAAACAGCGCUAUACAAAUAAGUAAAUUGUGUGAAAAUACUGUGUUUUUUACACCUGAAACAUGAACACGUUGCGCACUGUACACACAAUCAAAGCUAAAAAAAAAAAACAGGAAAAAUGGGACCUUUAAGGAGAGGGGUUACUGCUAUUUCAUGCAUUUUGACUUAACACCGUUAAAGAGUUGUAAUCCUCAUGCUAAACAAAUGCAAAGUGUCAAAAAAGCAGUUGAGUGUGUCGUAUUUCUGAGCCGAACUCACUCCUCCUCUUUCCUACACGUUUCUGAAAGUUUUUUCAAACAUGGGUACCCGUUACAUAUCAGUGACCCCAUAUUCCUUUUAUAGAGGGUUUUCACCGACGUCACGUUCUGGGCGGUAACCCCGAUGCGCGGCCAUGGUGGAGGCACUCGGUGUAAAGAACUGAACGGAGUACAAUGGAAUAUUAUGCGCUUUGGAUACUUUAAGUGAAUGUAGACAUGUCUAAACAACAGAAAACGCAUCCAAGAUGCAAAGGCAUAUAGGGAAGGACUUGGACCACAAGAAAAGGCACGAUAUUUCGAGAAAUUAAAAUGUAUAGGCGGUGCAGAUCCCUACGAGCUCCCUCUUCUAGGAUCCGUGACGACCCGGCGAUUCUUCCUUCAGUUGCAUAUCCCGAUAUAAGUUAGUGAACUACCUAGUUUUCAUGCAGAGCCCAUAUGUCAAUGUAAGCUUUAUUUAUAUAGCAAAUUUAAAAUAGCCAGUGUCCUACCAAAGUGCUUUACUGUAAAAUAAGCACAGUAAAAAAUAAAAGCAAUAAUUGUUUUUACCAUUUACUAUUAAAAAUAUAAUUAUCAUUACAAUAGAAAAUUUGCUAUGAGCAAUUAAGCACACUGGCAUUAAGGCAUUGCAGCGCAAAUUUUAUUUGUGUUUAAGUACAUUUUGUGCAUACACUUAAGUACAUAUUAAAUAUUCUUUAAAUAAAGCACAACAAGUAGAAGCAUAAUUGUUUUAUACUUUAUGUACUUCAAUCAUAUUUCUAAUACAAUACUACUCUUUUUCCUGAGCUUUACCAACCACAAGCGUCGCUCCUCUGAUAAUUUCUUGCAUUCCUUUCCCUGGUUUUUAAUAACUUUUGGAAGUCGAUAAUAAUCCAAAUGUUUUUCUCAAUAUGUACUGUUGGUACCAUCUCAAACACGGCAAUAAUUAACUAUUUUCCUUAACGAC
This is a messenger RNA of Paramisgurnus dabryanus, 7178 nucleotides long. It is a transcript of the gene grip2a, whose product is annotated as glutamate receptor interacting protein 2a. The record is from RefSeq and is a predicted model, not a curated record. Gene Ontology annotation, biological process: neurotransmitter receptor transport, endosome to postsynaptic membrane. NCBI's taxonomy places the organism in Eukaryota, Metazoa, Chordata, Actinopteri, Cypriniformes, Cobitidae. Gene Ontology annotation, molecular function: protein binding.